Messenger RNA from Engraulis encrasicolus (European anchovy), 3503 nucleotides. RefSeq names its product solute carrier family 35 member C1 (gene slc35c1). Gene Ontology annotation, biological process: GDP-fucose import into Golgi lumen; protein O-linked glycosylation via fucose. Lineage: Eukaryota; Metazoa; Chordata; Actinopteri; Clupeiformes; Engraulidae. Gene Ontology annotation, cellular component: Golgi apparatus. The record is from RefSeq and is a predicted model, not a curated record. Gene Ontology annotation, molecular function: GDP-fucose transmembrane transporter activity; antiporter activity. The transcript is spliced from 2 exons. Bases 565 to 1662 code for a protein of 365 amino acids.
UUAAAACUGAAAGUGAAUGUAGGUAAGCAGGAAGUAUGUGCGUAAUUGUCAUGUAGUAUCCGAUAUGUUCAUGAGAUCCAAUACUAGAUGUCAGUCACAAGGUGAAUUCUUUCCUUUACUUCAGCACUGCUGCACAUCAUAAUUUUGACUGAUUAAAAACAGAUUUCAGCAUACAUUCGAAAGAUCAUUUGAGCAAGAACGAGUGUUGACAUUGGCAUGUCCAUGGCUCUGGUUUGCGCGGCGGAAUAGGUCUGAGCGGUGCACAUUGCUGAUAAAAAAUAAUAAAAUAAAAUAACUAGGAAUGUCAAAACUAACAAAUAUUCGACCUAUUUUACUGACAGGGUCAUGUCCCGUUCUAAAAUGCGACGUGUCCCUUUAAGAGUAAUGCAACCAGGAAGUGAUCAUAUGAAAAGGAAGAGCGCUUGCUUGCUUUGUUGUUUCCAGUACACGAUACAUGUAUCCGAUAGAUACAUUGGGGUAGCCAGAGGGAAGCUCACGGUAACAAUGUAUUGUCGUUUCGCCUGUUGUUGUAACUAAUGCGUUUUCCACUGUUAUCUUGCAAACAUGAACAGAUCUCAGCUGAAGCGCUCACGAAUAUUGAGGAUGGCGCUCGCUGGCUCUGCGGACUCCACGGAUCUGGAUGGAUCCACCGAGAGUUUUAUUGGAAGGUCCUUGAAAAUCGCUUUCGUGGUGGCACUGUACUGGUUCAUCUCCAUCACUAUGGUUUUCCUAAACAACUAUCUUCUGGAUAAUAAAGAUCUGGAUGCACCGCUUUUUGUCACCUUCUUCCAGUGCCUGGUCACCGUGGGACUGUGCCGAUUAAUGUAUUUUCUGUCCACAUUAUUCCCUGGCAAAAUUGACUUUCCCUCAAUGAAGUUUGACCUCAAAGUGUCCCGAGAAGUUUUACCUCUCUCCAUUGUGUUCAUUGCGAUGAUAACAUUCAACAACCUCUGCUUGAAACAUCUCGGGGUGGCCUUCUACACCGUUGGGCGCUCGUUGAGCACAGUGUUUAACGUCAUUUUCUCAUAUACAAUUCUGAAGCAGACAACAUCCUUCAAAGCACUAUUGUGUUGCGGGGUGAUUUUGGGAGGGUUCUGGCUUGGAGUGGACCAAGAGGGUGCCUCUGGCUCGCUGUCCUGGACGGGGGUCUUCUUUGGCCUCCUGGCCAGUGCAAGCGUGUCCCUCAAUGCCAUCUACACUAAGAAGGUCAUGCCAGUGGUGGACGGCAGCAUCUGGAAACUGUCCUUCUACAACAACCUGAACGCAUGCGUCCUUUUCCUGCCCCUCAUUGUCGUGUUUGGAGAGCUGGGCAGCCUCUUUCAUUUCAGCCGUUUGGGAGAUCCUCAGUUUUGGGGCAUGAUGACCGUUGGGGGCGUGUUUGGCUUUGCCAUUGGAUACGUCACUGGCCUGCAGAUCAAAUUCACCAGCCCACUGACUCACAACGUGUCGGGCACAGCCAAGGCCUGUGCACAGACGGUCAUCGCGGUGGUGUACAACCAGUCCAGUAAGUCUUUCCUGUGGUGGACCAGUAACAUGAUGGUACUUGGGGGCUCGUCUGGAUAUACGUGGGUGAAAGGUAUGGAAAUGAAGAAGGCCCCCGUCCCAGUACAACAAGUGACAGUGUCAAAGGACAUGGAUGAGAAAAGUCGGCCGGAUGUAUAAGACAUCUAAGACAGAACAUAGAACCCUUACAGAGAAUGUGGUACACAGCCAUCUCAAAAACAGCCCAGAGGAACACCGAAAAAUGGAGACCUGCCUUUCCUUUUUAUCCACGCCAUAUUUUGUUAAAUGUGUCUGCUGUUUGUCUAAUCAUCUGGUCAUUGUCUGUUUGUGAAACUCACCUUAUGAUGUUUUUUUUUAUUACAAUUUUGUUUUUUAAACUGCUGAUUUUUGUAUAAUGAUAAUCCAAAUCUUGUGGCAGCAUACAAUCAUUAUGGGAUCAUACUUCAUGUACAGUACACUCAGUGGACACUUUAUUAGGAACACCUCUCUAGUGCUGGGUUGGACCCCCUUUUGCCUUCAGAACGGCCUUAACUGCCUGCAACAAUAUUCCGGUAGGCUGUUGCAUUCCAAGAGAGAUAAAUUUGUACUAAUUGGCCCAAAUUGUGCUUAGAAAAUAUCCUUAUGUCAUUAUAUCUCCAGCCUGAAACGUUGAUGUAAGGCAGGGUCGAUCCAUGUUUUCAUGUUGUUGACACCAAAUUCUGACCAUUCCACCUGAGUGUUGCUGUAGAUACAGUAUCAAGACUCAUCAGACCUGGCAACAUUUAUCCGAUCUUCUAGUGUCGUUCAUAGUGAGCCUGUGCAAAUUGUUGCCUCAUUUUCCUGUUCUUAGCUGACAGGAGUGGCAGCAAAUGUGUUUUUCUGCUGCUGUAGCUCAUUUGCCUCAAUUUUUGAUGUGCUGUGUAAUCAGAGAUUCUCUUAACCAUACAUCUGUUAUUUGACUUAAUGUUGCAUUUGUAUCAGCUCAAACCAGUCUGGCCAUUCUCCUCUGACCUCUGCCAUCAACAAGGCAUUUUUGCCCACAGAACCGCCGCUCACUGUAUAUUUUUUUAUUUUUCGCACUAUUCUUUGUAAACCCUAGAGAUGGUUAUGUGUGAAUAUCCCAGUAGAUCAGUAUUUUCUGAAAUACUUAAAUCAAGCCCUUUCGGCACCAACAGCCAUGCCAUGUUCAAUGUCAUUUAAAUAACCUUUCUUCCCCAUUAUGAUGCUCGAUUUGAACUGCAUCAGAUCAUCUCGACCGUGGCUACAUGCGUGAAUGCAUUGAGUUGCCACCAUGUGAUUGGGUGAUCAGAAAUUUGCCUCAAUGAACAGUUGUAAAAGUGUUCCUAUUAAAGUAGCCGGUGAGUGUAUAUCACAGUAGGUAGGUGUGCAUCAAAUACCCUGGCAAGCCAGACUUCAACAUGAAAACUAUACUCUGGCACCCCAUCAUUAGCGAAGCUGUGAAAUCAGCGGUUGGCUUUCAAACUGGUUCAGACUGCAUGUAAUAAGCCAGCACAGCCGUGUAUUCACCAUGCUGGCCUUCCCCAAUGACUCAGAUUCAAAUAGAGAAAAACAACCGAUACACAUAGACUGAGCGUUAUGAUUGAAGGACGGGUGUAGCAUGCUUUUGGAUUAUCUCCUAUGGCGCAGUUCUGGACCAAUUUGCAAAGCAAAAAAAUGGUCUGUGGCUAUGCAGGGUUUACUAGGCUAGGGGUUUAAUCUUGUCGUUUGUCCUUCCUUAAAAUUCGUACAUGAUUUCAAUAAUUGCCUUGGCCUUUAUUUUUUAUAAUCAUUUGACACUUGUGUUGUAACUGUAAGGUUUUGUGUGUCUUCUUGUACAUAAGUUAUUGAUGACCUAAAGCCAUGCAAACUGUAAUGUCCAGUCUUGUCAAUGUGUCUGACACGAUACAUUUACGAAGUAACAAAACAUUGAUGCCUUAAAGAUUCUAUAUUUUCUUGGUAUUGAUGGACAAUUUAUGAAGCACAUGACUUGUAUGAAGUAAACACAGUAUGUACAAACAUUA